Anisakis simplex (herring worm) is the source of this 339-nucleotide messenger RNA. The record is from the annotation of a GenBank genome assembly. NCBI's taxonomy places the organism in Eukaryota, Metazoa, Nematoda, Chromadorea, Rhabditida, Anisakidae.
AUGUCAUCUCAUCUCUAUAAGAGAUUUGUGAGAUUGGCAGCGAAAUGGCCACACGAUAAAUACAAGAGUGCAGAUCGAGACUUGGCCGUGUUUAUGAGUGAUGAGAUCGAACGGGUGUUUCGAGUUGAACGCGACCAACUGCCACCGGAUGCAACUUUGUGUUUAAAGCAAAUUCUCAUGAAUACACAUCGACUCAACUACCCGCAUUCCUAUAAAUCCGGUGUAUUCGGAUUGAAUUUGCAGCGACUGCGGGAAGCAAACUCAGAAGAAGGUCGAAAGACACUGGGAUUGCUUAAACAGAGGAAAUCGCUCGUUGAUCUGUUUUUCAAACCGAAAUGA